Alligator sinensis (Chinese alligator) is the source of this 476-nucleotide messenger RNA. Its product is annotated as apolipoprotein C-III. Gene Ontology annotation, biological process: lipoprotein metabolic process; lipid transport. Gene Ontology annotation, molecular function: lipid binding. NCBI's taxonomy places the organism in Eukaryota, Metazoa, Chordata, Crocodylia, Alligatoridae. The record is from RefSeq and is a predicted model, not a curated record. Gene Ontology annotation, cellular component: extracellular region. The coding region runs from base 162 to 425 and encodes 87 amino acids. The transcript is spliced from 4 exons.
GUGCCACCGACGCGAGCCGGGAAGGCCACCGGCCGGCCGAGCCAGUGCCUGACCUUCGCCCCAGCACCCGGCCAGCUGCAUCCCAGUGGGGUAUAUAACUGGCCAGGCUGGGGCCAGGACCAGGGAGCGGAGCCGAAACAGCCACGCCAGCAGCCUGCACCAUGAGAGCCCCGGUCGUGCUCGCUCUCCUCGCCGUGGCGCUCCUCGCCGCCCUUGCACAGGCUCAGGAGGAGCCGGAGGACACGAACCUGGCCAAGGAGAACUACAUGCAGCAGGUGACUCAGAAAAUCAAGGACACCCUCGCCUCGCUUGACAUGAGCGGGCUGGCGCAGCAGGGCAGGCAGUGGGCGUCAGAGCAUCUGGACGCCAUCCAGAGGUACGUGGAGGAGCUGAAGAGGACGUUCAUGCCGUCACAGGCCAACUAGGGAGCCCCGGGUCCAGCGUGCCACCGGGGGCCGAGGGCACGGAGCCCUGCG